GCGCCAACGCCCCGUGACACGUCAUAACCUCGCGCAGAACAUGGCUACCGCAAGUGCAGCGAAAACACAACACCGAUGAUUUUGGGACAAAUUAUCAUCUAAUUUUGACUUAAAACCUCACAAUGUCCGACUCAUUGAAAACACAGACUCUUCAGGAUCGACUGGACCGUCUACAGGAGCUGACAGAGUUCACAGAGAACUGCAAAAAGCAGCUAAACGAUAUCUUUGAAACGCUGGGAUGGUCGCUCGACGACUCCAACCAGGAAGCAAUGGAGCAGUGUCCCUACGACCCCAACCACAGAGUCCCGGUGAGGAGCAUGGAGAAACACAAAGCCUCCUGCCGCCUCCGAAAGUUGGGCUACUCCGCUGAGGAGGAGGCGGAGAUGUUCGACCCUUCUGUGUGUUAUGAGAACAGCAGUGUCAGAAGCUUCACGAUGGACAAAUCCACCCAGCACCAGGUGAUCCUGCAGGCGAGGUCUGCUGCACCGCUGAUGAGGAUGGAGGGAGUCUUCUGGCAAGGUCAGUACACAGGCCAGCCCGUCGACGUACCUGAGAACCACAAGCGCGCGGUGUGUGACCUCACUGUGGCCGACCGACUUGCUCUGUACGAUCAUGUGGUCGGCGUCCUCAACCAGCAGACGGAAGCGGCCUCCUCCAGCAACGACGAUCUCUACGUAGACUUGGUGUCCAAACUCCAGAAGGAUGAACAACAGAACGAACCAAAGACUCACCUGGAGCUGAUGGCAGAGAUGAGGGACUACAAGAGGCGGCGUCAGUCUUACCGAGCCAAGAACGUUCACAUCACCAAGAAGUCCUACACCGAGGUGAUCAGAGAGGUGAUCAACGUCCACUCAGAGGAGCUCAGCAGACAGUGGAGAGAAGAGGAGGACGAAUCGACGAGAUCUGAACUCUCCUCCCAAAGGCGUCGGCUGGAUGAGAGGCGGUCGCUGUCGUCAGAGUCUCGCCACUCCCACAGCAGACGCCAUCGCAGCCGAGAGCGAAGCAAAGACAGAGAGAGCAAGAAGAAGAGGAAGAAGAGGGAGAGGGAUUCCCGUUCUCCUGAUGACCACCACCACGACCGCAAGAAGAAGAAAAAGAAAAAGAAAGAGGAGAGGGAGAAGUGCUAGUGCUGGAUCAGCAACAACAGAUCAGAUGAGGUCAAAGGUCAUUGUGGCUCCUACGGGUCAGAAGAUGUCAGGUGUCACAACAUUUUAAGAUUAUAAACAAGGGGAGAUAAAUAAAUGGGAAUAAAGUUUUGGGAACCAGCAACAUCAA
Molecule: messenger RNA, 1275 nt
Organism: Perca fluviatilis (European perch)
Lineage: Eukaryota; Metazoa; Chordata; Actinopteri; Perciformes; Percidae
Gene: snrnp48
Product: small nuclear ribonucleoprotein 48 (U11/U12)
Exons: 9
Coding region: 123-1127 (334 amino acids)
Cellular component (GO): cytosol; U12-type spliceosomal complex; nucleoplasm
Source: RefSeq, a predicted model, not a curated record